Molecule: messenger RNA, 998 nt
Organism: Odontomachus brunneus
Lineage: Eukaryota; Metazoa; Arthropoda; Insecta; Hymenoptera; Formicidae
Exons: 5
Coding region: 3-998 (331 amino acids)
Source: RefSeq, a predicted model, not a curated record
CAAUGAAGGCCGAAAUAUUACGUUUACAACUAUUUGUCAAAAAAAUGGAAGAAAGUGGAAAAAAAACUGAAGAAAAAGAAAUAAGGGUUUAUUCGGCGGAGGAGGAAACGAAUAAACAAAAGGACGUUCGUUCGCCGUCGGAGGAAGACAUUGAAGGAGAAGGAAAAGAUUUUUUGUCGGAAGAAAAAGAAAGUACAAAAGAAAGAGAUGUACAUUCAUCAUCGGAAGAACACGUAUCAAUUACUUCCCACAAGUUAAGUGAAGAAAUUUAUUAUGAUUCUCCGACCGCGGUUCAGUCCCCACAGAAUGCAGGAGCAAAUGAGACAUUUUCCGAUGUAACGUUACAUAGUAACAUAGAAAAAGAAAAUAAUUCUUAUCCAGAUAGGAGCAGGUGCAACUGUUCAGAAAUCUUAAAAAGAGUCAAGAAAUUUGAAGAUGACACUGCGAAAUCUUUUAAAACAGUUAUGAAAGCGAAUAAGAAAUUGCUAAAAGCAAUAAACCACAUGAAUGAAAGAAACAAUAAAGUACAAAUUGGUGUACACACAUUUGAUGAGGCGUUGGAGGGCUUUCCGUUGGAAAGUGUCGAACAAUUUGAUGAAUUAGAAAACGACCAAUCAAAGAAAAAUGAACAUUACAAAUUGUAUAAUCAUUUGUGUGGUAUAGGUGCUUCUAAGUUACGAGAUUUCGUACACAUGUGUUUUAGACAGACCAUGACAGACGAGCUUGUGUGCACAUUUACGUGGGCCGGUAGUUCUGAUACCGAAAAAUUAGGUGAUACCAAACUCGUGAAGAUAAUGUAUGAUGUAGCGCAGAAAUGUCGCCUUUUUGAGGGGCCACAAAAUAAAACUGUAUUCAAAACAGAGGUCCAAGAAGUAUUAAGGGCAGUGAAGCAACGGUGCCGAAAGAAGAACAAAAAGAACGAAGUACCUAACACUAAGAAACAUAUAAACAGCGAAGAAGAAAAUGAUACGGGUGAAACGACGAACAAUCGGAAUUAA